Messenger RNA from Necator americanus (New World hookworm), 1128 nucleotides. RefSeq lists its product as uncharacterized. The coding region runs from base 1 to 1128 and encodes 375 amino acids. Lineage: Eukaryota; Metazoa; Nematoda; Chromadorea; Rhabditida; Ancylostomatidae. The record is from RefSeq and is a predicted model, not a curated record. Gene Ontology annotation, molecular function: chromatin binding. The transcript is spliced from 13 exons. Gene Ontology annotation, cellular component: pericentric heterochromatin. Gene Ontology annotation, biological process: negative regulation of transcription by RNA polymerase II; chromatin organization.
AUGGAACAUUUGAGACCAUCUCAUGUUUGUUCAGCUGAGAAACUGAGAACGUCCUCUACUGAACAUCUCGUGCUUCGUAUAGUUGCUCAAGAUUCAGUUAAAUUUAUAAUGAUGCGCAAAUCUAACGGAUAUGUAAAUACGACCGACAGUGGUGGAGAAGGUGGGACAUACGCCGUGGAGAAAAUCCUCAAAACUCGCCAAAGGAAAGGAAGACGCGAAUAUUUGAUUAAGUGGGAUGGUUGGCCACUUGAUGAAGCCACAUGGGAAGCUGAAAGUGAUUGUGACUGCGAAGAAGCCAUCAGGGAGUUCUAUAAGAGCGUCACUAUUAAAAAAGAAGAUAAGCAAAAACGGACUGAUGCUUCAAACCGAGGAGCUUCUAUUUCGAGUCGGGAAUUGCGAGGCGCACGUAGGGCAACAUUGGACGAAAUUAAAGGAGUCGUGCCUGAAAAGAAGCGUCGAACCGCAUGCAAGGAGCAGGAAAUAAAGAUCGAAAACUCCGAAAUUCUAUUUAAAAAACAUAGCACUGCACAGCCGAAAGAAGAACCUUCCUCAACUGUUACGACUCCAACUAAAAGAAAGUCGACAGCUACUUCCAAGACCACUACGUCGGCAAAGGCGAAGUCUCAGGGGAAGUCGACAACCGGAGCAAAAAGUGAUCUAAAGAAGUCUCCUCCGGCUCAUAACAUAACAAAACCUUCAACGCGUCGAUCCGAUAAAGCUAAAAAUGCGAGGAGUUUAGGUCUCUCUAACAGUUUUCUACGAUCGGAACCUUCAAAUGCUAGAGCUGAGUCGUAUGAUAGCGAUGAUGGUUCAGCCUGUGUUCGUUUUCUGAAACUGAAGAAGAAAAAAGUAACUGCGGACGUUAGACCUGGUGCUGAUUCACCAUCGCUUUCCGACGAUCGUGUUUACAAAGUUGAACAAGGGCAAGAAAUCGAAAGUAUUGUGGGAGUGAACAGAGACGGAUCUCAUAUCCUUUACGUUGUCUUGUAUAAAGGUACCGCUCCGAAGCACCAGAGAAUGGAGUUCGUUCCUUCCCGAGUCCUUCGCAGCCAUGCUAUGGAGUGCUUUGUGGAUUUCCUCGAGCAACUGGUGAUCAAAAGCACGGCUAGUACGGAAAGUUCGUUGUGA